Cololabis saira (Pacific saury) is the source of this 1851-nucleotide messenger RNA. RefSeq names its product homeobox protein Mohawk-like. The coding region runs from base 189 to 1391 and encodes 400 amino acids. The transcript is spliced from 6 exons. Gene Ontology annotation, molecular function: DNA-binding transcription factor activity, RNA polymerase II-specific; RNA polymerase II cis-regulatory region sequence-specific DNA binding. NCBI's taxonomy places the organism in Eukaryota, Metazoa, Chordata, Actinopteri, Beloniformes, Belonidae. The record is from RefSeq and is a predicted model, not a curated record. Gene Ontology annotation, cellular component: nucleus. Gene Ontology annotation, biological process: regulation of transcription by RNA polymerase II; cell development; muscle organ development.
CUGACUUUUCUAACUUUAUUCUCCAACUGUACCCCUUACGCAAAACGGAGAGAGCAAAGGACACCUUUUAAGCCCUUUUUUUUUUACUUUUGCUUCAGCCCUAUGAAGGAUGGGAAUCUACUGUUUUUACGUGCACAUGGGAGUGUACUGAUGCACCUGUUGAUUAAAGGGAGAGCGGGUGUGAAAGAAUGGACGAAGUGGCCGUGAUGAAGUCUGAUACUCUGCUCCGCUUGGACGGCGGCGGGAGAGCCGAGCAGGGGAGCAGAGCGACCUGCGCAGACUUCCCUCAGACGAGUUUAACGGGACGGGACGAUGCAGACCUGCUGCAAUGCCAGGACGACACUGAAAACAGCUCUGCCUUGAAGUACAGGAGAUAUGGGUCUCGUCUCAGUGGGGUCAAAAUUCGCCACAAGAGACAGGUGCUGCAGGACAUGGCCCGGCCGCUCAAACACUGGCUGUACAAGCACCGGGACAACCCCUACCCAACCAAGACAGAGAAGGUCCUGCUGGCCCUGGGCUCGCACAUGACACUAGUCCAGGUUUCCAAUUGGUUUGCAAACGCCCGACGGAGGCUGAAGAACACUGUGAGACAGCCGGACCUGAGCUGGGCCCUGAGGAUCAAACUGUACAAUAAAUACAUCCAGGGGAACGCGGAGAGGCUGAGCGUGUGCAGCGACGACCCGGACUCCGACGAUGAGGAGUGCACUCUGCAGUCUCCCAUCGGCCAGGCCAACUUCGGCAGGACGUCGUCCCACAAGAGCGAGGGGCAAGGCGGCAUGCUCACCAUCGCCGAGUGCGCCAACGGAGACGACAAUGCCUCCCCCCCGUCCAAGUACAAGAGCAGCCUGCUCAACCGUUACCUGAACGACACCCUGCGGCACAUGAUGGCGGCCAAGGCGGACGGCAUGGCCUCGGCCUGCAAGAGGCGGAGCCACUCCGAGUCCUUCAGCUCCAACGAAGGCGACAGAGACGUUGUCUCUCCGGCUUCCUCCUACGAGACAGAAGCUAACUUCAUCUACCGAAUGGACAAGGUGGACUGUUCUCCAGCUGAGAGUGACAGAGGCCAGCAGAGGAGCCGAGGCCCCCCGGGCCCCCGGGGCCCCCAGGGCUGGAGGGAGAUCCAUGCCGCCGUGGCCCUCACCAGCUUGGCCCAGGGGCAGACGUGUGCGGCAGUCUGCAGCCGCGAUCCGGCGGCCGGAGCGGCCACAGGGCGGAGCUGCACCCGCGGGCCCUUCUUCUCUGCCGCGGGCCCCGGGGCCGCCUUCACGGAGGGGGCGGGGGCUUCCCUACGGCCCGCCACAGGGACUGCUCUCACUAACCGCAUCAUCCAGAAAUCCUGCCACAUCUCCGAGGUCCAGACUGUCCAAGUGGCCCUGGCCAACACCGGGUAGUCCCGGGGGACGAGCCCCGGGCCCCCAGGGGACCCUGUAAUAUAAACUAUGUACAGCAUAAGACUAAUGUUCUGUAAUUCUGGCCAGAGUUAACAUUUUUAGUAUUUUCUUUUGGUUUUAUACGGUAAAAUCAGAACAUUAACCUGGUUAUGUUGAAUAUGAAGAUGAAUGUCUGCUGUUUGUGCUGUUCCUUUAGUUUCCCCUCAAUGUCCCCUCAGAAUCCCAUUAAUGUCUCCUCAGUGUCCCCUCAAUGUCCCCUCAGAAUCCCCUCAAUGUCCCCUCAGUGUUCCCUCAAUCAAUCAAUCAAUAACUUUAUUUGUCCCCAAUGGGGCAAUUAAUUUUGCAGCAAUAUAUACACAUAUACACAUAAAAAAAAGGACAACGAGUUUAAAUCUAAAAAUCCAAGCCCCACAACAGCUACCUUUUCCUCAUGGAAUUGAGAAGGGAGAUGGCAGAAGGU